AUGCUACGAUUCAAGCCUCAAAUUCGAAAGUUUUGCACGAAUCUGGCAUUGUUAAACAAACAAAGUUUCUCCAAGACUUUGUUACUUCCAAAAACUCCAUUUGGACCAAAGAUUCCAAGAGGUGAUGCAAGAGAAUCUUUGAUUAAACAACUGUCUCAAGAUUUAUAUGAAUGGCAACGAUCUGCAAAAAGUGGAAAACUCGAGUUUGUUCUACAUGAUGGACCUCCUUAUGCCAACGGUGAUUUGCAUUUGGGACAUGCCUUGAAUAAGAUCACUAAGGAUAUCAUCAACCGUUACCAGUUAAUUUUCAAGGACAAGCUCAUCAACUAUCGUCCCGGAUGGGAUUGUCAUGGACUACCAAUUGAAAUGAAAGUUGAAUCUUUGGGUAAGAAGUUUAGUUCUGCAGUGGAAAUUAGAAAAGCGUGUCGAGAAUGGGCCAAAACAAUGAUUGACAGACAAAGAGAGCAGUUCAAAGAGUAUGCCAUUAUGGCUAACUUUGAAAACCCUUAUAUAACAAUGGACCACAAUUAUGAAAUUAAUCAGUUGAAGAUAUUUGUCAAAUUAAUUGAAAAUGGGUUGUUAUCUCAACAAUUAAAACCUGUAUGGUGGGGGUGUGAAACACAAACGGCGUUGGCUGAAGCAGAAUUGGAAUAUAAUGACAAACAUAAAUCUGUUGCCAUACAUGUUAAAUUUCCAGUCACUAGUGAUAAACUUUAUGACUAUGUCAAUUCUAAGGGUUACAAUGUUAAACAAGGAGAUUUGAAAUUAUUGAUUUGGACAUCUACCCCUUGGACAAUUCCUGCAAAUAAAGCCAUCUGUAUCAACAGGGAUAUGAUUUAUACUUUGCUCCUGGAUGGGAAAGAAACCUUGGUAGUUGCAAAGUCAUUAGCUGAAGAUGUCUUGAAAAUCGACGACCUGUAUCAGUUAUUGGAUAUUGAAUUUCCGGGUUCUGUUGUUGAAGGUAAUGAUUACAUUAACCCAGCCGCUGAAGAUUCAAUCAAACGUCCAGUGUUACAUGGAGACCAUGUCGUUGAAACUGCAGGUACUGGAUUAGUCCAUAAUGCUCCCUCCCAUGGACGAGAAGAUUAUCUUGUUGGAAAGAAGAACGAGUUAGUUAUGGAUUCUGCAGUGGAUAACCAAGGAAAGUAUAUUGUCAAUGCAUUGGCCCCAGGGUUUAAGAAAUUAGGAGAUGUAAAAGUAACAGAAAUCAGAACCAAUGUGUUAUGUGCAAACAUUUUGGAGGAGAAUGGCAUGCUUUUUCAUAUGAACAAAAAAUUUGCCCAUUCUUAUCCAUAUGAUUGGAGAUCUAAAACUCCAGUAAUUCAAAGAGCUACACCACAGUGGUUUGUCAAUGUUGAGAAAAUAAAGCCUUAUGCCAUAGAAGCGCUUUCAAAAGUCAAUUUUUACCCCGAAUCUGGAAGUAACAGAUUAACCCUGUUUGUUGAAAAUAGAAAUGAGUGGUGUAUCUCACGUCAAAGAGUUUGGGGUGUUCCGCUUCCAAUUGUGUAUGAAAAAGAUACCGGUAAGCCAAUUUUAGAUCCAACUGUCAUAAAUCACAUAGUCAACAAGCUUGAGAUGUAUGGUACUGAUGAAUGGUUUGUGACUGAAGAUGAAGACGUUUCUAGAUGGUUACCAGUCGAAAUGGAUGGAACUGGGUAUUAUAAGGGUAAAGACACAAUGGAUGUUUGGUUUGACUCUGGUACAUCAUGGAGUACAUUAAAGUCGAAUUUAGAGGAAUGUGCUGAAUCAGAAGCACCACUUGCUGAUGUCUACUUGGAAGGAAGUGAUCAACAUCGUGGUUGGUUCCAAUCAUCACUCUUAAAUAAAAUAAUAUAUUCUGGAAAUAAGGGUACAUCCUUCAAAUCGGUUGCUCCGUUUAAAACUGUCAUUACUCAUGGUUUCAUUACCGAUGGAAAGGGUCAAAAGAUGUCGAAAUCAAUUGGAAAUGUAUUCUCUCCUAAAGAAGCCAUUGAAGGGUGCAAAAAGCCAUUGACUCCAUAUCUUGGUACUGAUGGUUUGCGUUUGUGGGUUGCAUCAUCCAACUACAGACAAGAUGUUAGCUUCACACCUGAAGUUUUAACAAGAGUAUCUGAAGUUGGGAAAAAAUAUAGAAUCACUUUCAAGUAUUUGUUAGGUAAUCUCCAUGAUUUUGUUGAACCGGUUGCCUAUGAACAAUUGAGUGACUUGGACAAGUAUAUCUUACAUUCCUUGUAUGAAUUGAAAAGUUCUUGUGUGGGAUUUUACGACGAGUUCAAUUUUUCACGUGUUGUUGCAGCAAUCAAUACCCAUGUAAAUUCAGUAUUGAGUGCUAUCUAUUUUGAUGUUUCCAAAGAUUGUCUUUACACUGAUAAGGUAGAUUCCUUGAGAAGAAGAUCCAUACAAACAGUACUUAAUGAAAUUAUGAAAACCUAUUUAGCAUUAUUGGCCCCUAUUCAGCCCUUAUUAACACAAGAAGUAUGGUCAGAAUAUUCCAAAAUAGCCAAUUUAUCUGAAGAUUCUGUAUUCAAAGUUGAUUCCGAAUUUCACGAAUUACCUGAAGUUUAUCAUAACAAUCCACUUAAUGAGACAUUUGCUUUCUUUUUUGAAUUGAGAGAUGAGGUAUUUAAAAUAAUUGAAAAAUUAAAAGAACAGAAAGUAUUCAAGAAUAAAUUAGAACUUGAGAUUUUAUUGUCAGCCAAGAAUGACUCCAAAAUAUUCCAAUUUUUGAAGGCAAAUGAAUCAUACCUCGAUGACUUGUUUCUAGUAUCAAGUGUUAAAUUGAUUGACGGUGAGCUUGAUUCCAAAUAUGAAUUGAAUGGUGAAACUGUGCUGAUUAAAGUUCAACAUUCUCAAAACUGUAAAUGUCCAAGAUGCUGGAAAUUUACUUCUCCGGCUGAAAACAAAUUAUGUGGAAAGUGUGAAGAUGUCGUCAAUGGAUCGACAUAA
This is a messenger RNA of Candida tropicalis MYA-3404, 2925 nucleotides long. Its product is annotated as isoleucine--tRNA ligase. Gene Ontology annotation, biological process: isoleucyl-tRNA aminoacylation. Gene Ontology annotation, molecular function: tRNA binding; ATP binding; aminoacyl-tRNA deacylase activity. The record is from RefSeq and is a predicted model, not a curated record. Gene Ontology annotation, cellular component: cytosol. The transcript has a single exon. Bases 1 to 2925 code for a protein of 974 amino acids. Lineage: Eukaryota; Fungi; Ascomycota; Pichiomycetes; Serinales; Debaryomycetaceae.